AUGGCUCACCGUCCCACUCAACGCCGCAACUUAACAACACCAGAACCCAAUACCUCUUCUAUAGGUGGUUGUGGUUCCACUCCUGCUAAACACCCCAAUCCCACCACCUUCACUGCCACCCUUUCUCACUGCCCAACACCAAUCCCAGAUUUCUCCUCUAAGCCUUCUUUUAUUCUAAAAUACUUGUCAAGCCUAAACAUAACUCCCAAAGCCCCUCCACCCCACAAACUAUCACAAACCAAUCACCCUCCUCAGCCGCCACCGCCUCUUGUUGACACCCAUUUCCCCAUGACAUCCUCUUCCAUAGUUGAUUCAUACAAGUUAUCUCUCCUCAAACCCAAUACCCAGAUCACCAGAGUUGCACCAAAGCUUGUAAAAGAGAGCAAGCCUACAGAGAAACCCUCUAAAGAGAAGAAGCCUAAGAAAAGCAACACAGAACUGGAAAGGUGGAAUCUUGAAGGUGUAAUGAGGAAUGAAAAGAAGGAUUCUGAUGGAGGGCUUUGUAGCCGAGUUCUGUUUGAGGAUUUUAAGGUUGAAAAAUUGAGGAUUCCUCUUGUGGAAGAGCUUGAUGCUGUUGAGAGGAACUCUGUUUCACUUGCUCCUCCCAGUGGUGGCAGAAGGAGAUCCUUAUGUGGCUCACAAGUUGACUUAGGAUAUGUGUUUGCAGUCAAUGGGGUGAAAGUGGUUUCAGCUGAUAUGCCACCAUUUAUGCAGAUCCAUGCUGUGGAUUUUGCAAGAAAGGCUUUUGAUAGCAUGGAGAAGUUCACAUCCAAGACCCUUGCCUUCACCCUCAAGAAGGAAUUUGAUAGGGUUUAUGGGUCGGCAUGGCACUGCAUUGUGGGGACUAAUUUUGGGUCUUUUGUGACACACUCUGUUGGAGGAUUUCUAUAUUUCUCUAUGGAUCAAAAGUUAUACAUCCUCUUGUUUAAGACUGCUGUACAAAAAGCAAGUUGAAG
Gastrolobium bilobum is the source of this 956-nucleotide messenger RNA. RefSeq lists its product as uncharacterized. Gene Ontology annotation, cellular component: dynein complex. The record is from RefSeq and is a predicted model, not a curated record. Lineage: Eukaryota; Viridiplantae; Streptophyta; Magnoliopsida; Fabales; Fabaceae. Bases 1 to 954 code for a protein of 317 amino acids. The transcript is spliced from 2 exons. Gene Ontology annotation, biological process: microtubule-based process. Gene Ontology annotation, molecular function: dynein intermediate chain binding; dynein light intermediate chain binding.